AUGACUUCAACACAUCCAACUUAUAUCUACAAAAUCAUUCCUUCUGAUGCGAAACCUACUUCACCACUUCCAGAAGUCCUUCCAGUCUCUGAUCUCGAUAAGAGAGAUGGAUUUGUUCACUGCUCUACCUCGAAGCAAUUACUAAGAACUUUGAAUGCAUUUUUCUCAAACGAGUCCCACGUCUACAUUCUCCGCAUCAAGUAUGAGCAAGUAGCUCCAUACAUCAAAUGGGAGAAUGCAGUGGGAAAGCAACCCGAAGAAAUAGGCGGAUGUUGGGAUACAGAGGGAAAAGCGGGAUUCUUUCCUCACAUCUAUAAUGGGUUGAAGGUUGGAAAAGAAGAAGUCGAUGAUGUAGGAGAGUGGAGGAAAGCAAACGAAGGUUGGUCCAGUGAGGACUGGUGUUGGGGAGAGGUGGAUCGUCCCAUCUAA
Molecule: messenger RNA, 429 nt
Organism: Botrytis deweyae
Lineage: Eukaryota; Fungi; Ascomycota; Leotiomycetes; Helotiales; Sclerotiniaceae
Exons: 2
Coding region: 1-429 (142 amino acids)
Source: RefSeq, a predicted model, not a curated record